Populus trichocarpa (black cottonwood) is the source of this 2367-nucleotide messenger RNA. Its product is annotated as MLO protein homolog 1. Bases 57 to 1730 code for a protein of 557 amino acids. The transcript is spliced from 14 exons. The record is from RefSeq and is a predicted model, not a curated record. Gene Ontology annotation, cellular component: membrane. Gene Ontology annotation, biological process: defense response. Lineage: Eukaryota; Viridiplantae; Streptophyta; Magnoliopsida; Malpighiales; Salicaceae.
UUGGGGUGAGAGUUCUAGACACUGAGAAGUACAGCUUUAAACAGCCAUAGCCAGCCAUGGCUGCAGGUGGUUAUGGAGAACGUUCUUUGAAGGAGACGCCCUCUUGGGCUGCUGCUCUGGUUUGUGCUGUUUUUGUUGUCAUUUCUAUUGUCAUUGAACGUGGAAUUCAUUCCCUUGAAAAGUGGUUUCAAAAGCGACAAAAAAAGGCCAUGAUCGAGGCUCUAGAGAAACUUAAAGCAGAAUUGAUGCUCCUAGGCUUCAUAUCACUACUUAUAACAGUUGGUACAAAACCAAUUUCUAAGAUAUGUAUUCCUGAGAAAGCUGGAAAUACCAUGCUUCCUUGUAAGAAGGAAGCAAAGAAGGAUUAUGGGAACGGCGACGGGAGAAAGCUACUAUGGUAUGCUGGAGAUGAUAUAUCCCAUCGCCUUCUUGCUGCCGCCGCCGCCAGUGGGGAUGACUACUGUUCCCAAAAGGGUAAAGUAUCAUUGGUUUCACAGUCAGGGGUGCAUCAAUUGCACAUCUUCAUAUUUGUGCUGGCAGCAUUUCAUGUUAUCUAUAGUGUGGUGAUUAUUGCUCUGGCAAAGGCUAAAAUGAAGAGAUGGAAAUCUUGGGAAUUGGAGACAACAUCUCUAGAGUAUCAAUUUACUAAUGACCCUUCAAGGUUUAGGUUCACUCGUCAAACUUCAUUUGUAAAGCGGCACACCGGGUUAUCUGCAACGCCUGGUCUUAGAUGGAUUGUGGCCUUUUUUAGGCAAUUUUUUACAUCGGUAACGAAGGUUGAUUACCUUACAUUGCGACAUGGAUUCAUCAAUGCUCAUUUUGCACCAAACAGCAAAUUCAACUUCCACAAGUACAUUAAGAGAUCAAUGGAGGAUGACUUCAAGGUUGUCGUUGGUAUUAGCAUUCCAUUGUGGAUAUGCUCUAUCAUAUUCCAGCUUCUCAAUGUUUAUGGAUGGUAUACAUUUACAUGGUUACCAUUUGUACCACUAGCAGUAAUCCUUAUUGUUGGUGCAAAGCUGGAGAUUAUUAUUAUGGAAAUGGCUCGGGAGAUCCAAGAAAAAACUGCUGUGGUGAAGGGUGUUCCUGUGGUCGAGCCUAGCAACAAAUACUUUUGGUUCAAUCGCCCUGAUAUUAUUCUUUUCUUAAUACAUUUCACCUUGUUCCAGAAUGCAUUCCAGACGGCAUACUUUUUGUGGACAUGGUAUGAAUUCGGAUUGAAAUCAUGCUUCCAUGACAAUUUGUUGGAAAUGCUUGCAAAAGUUGUCCUUGCCAUUAUCCUUCAAUUUUUAUGUAGCUAUGUCACCUUCCCUCUCUAUGCCUUGGUAACUCAAAUGGGGUCUCACAUGAAGAAAGCAAUAUUUGAAGAGCAAACAUCAAAAGCAAUAAAGAAAUGGCAAAGGUCAGCAAAGGAAAGGAGAAGGUUAAAAAACAAGGCAGUGGCAGAUGGUUCAUCAAAUGGGUUCUCAAUGACGAGUCCAGAUCAUCAGAGUGGUACCCCAAGCAGGGGCACAUCACCAUUGCACUUGCUUCACAAGUUCAAACACAACUCUACAGACAUUGAAGGUGGUUUAAGUGCUUGUACUUCUCCUAGGUCUUGCUUUUCUGAAACUGAGUUGUCUGAAAUUGAAGGGGCAGCACCCUCUAGUGAUGAUUAUGAAUUGAGAAGGCAAAACAAUCCUAAAAGACUAGAAGAAAGUCGUAGUGCUGAUUUCUCUUUUGCCAUGCCUUGAAAAGAUUGAGGCAGCAGCUGGCUCUAGAUGUGUAUAUAAAUGGGUUUUGCAACUAAAACAAAAGGGGAACCCAGGUGGUAAUGUUAGCCAUUUAGUUUGUCGAUUCUACUACGUAAUACAGUCGGUAGACAGACCAGCCUUGUUAGAGGGGCGUGGGAUAAAUUAUAAGCUAGGAAUAAGUUUGAUUUUGAGUUUGAAUAUUUUUUAUGUACAAUGAAGAAACAAGUAACAAUGUUUGGUGGAGAGCAGUUCGUUAGCAUUUGUGUCAAGUGAAUUUGAUUUCUUUGAUUAUACGGUGGAGGGUGCUCUGUUUUCCUGGUUUCCAACCCCUAAAAGGAUAGCAUUUGUGUCAAGUGAAAUUGAUUUCUUUGAUUAUACGGUGGAGGGUGCUCUGUUUUCCUGGUUUCCAACCCCUAAAAGGAUAGCAUUUGUGUCAAGUGAAUUUGAUUUCUUUGAUUAUACGGUGGAGGGUGCUCUGUUUUCCUGGUUUCCAACCCCUAAAACGAUAGCGUAUAAAGACUACUGCUCCAUUUCAAAUGUGACAUGCUCUGUUUUUCUGUGGGGCGAGCUGAUGUGUAAAAGAUUAAAACAAGAAAAAUAAUUUGCUAUCUAAUUUCUCAGUAAUUAAAAAUUCUAA